Exophiala oligosperma is the source of this 1585-nucleotide messenger RNA. RefSeq lists its product as uncharacterized. NCBI's taxonomy places the organism in Eukaryota, Fungi, Ascomycota, Eurotiomycetes, Chaetothyriales, Herpotrichiellaceae. The record is from RefSeq and is a predicted model, not a curated record. Gene Ontology annotation, molecular function: oxidoreductase activity. The transcript has a single exon. Bases 113 to 1546 code for a protein of 477 amino acids.
GGGCCAUCACAGUGUGGCAUUGUUGACCCCUCACAAGUACCCUACUAGCUUAUUUGUCUCUGCAUUGGGUGAGACGGAGGUGUAUAUAAGUGAUUCGAGCCCAUCUAUACGGAUGUCUUUUCGAGUCCCUCCCUCAGUGACUCGCUCAUCGCAUAUCCUGUGCUCACCAACCUUUAGCCGGCCUCUUCACCGUCAUCAGCACUCACUAAUCUUUGGAAGGCGAAAAAUGGCCACAGAGGCCCACAUUGAACUCGAUCCUUCUCAUGCAGGUGUUUACCAUGUUCCGAACAUCUCACAACAAUCAUCCGAUACUGGAAGCAAAUUGCUCCAGUAUAACUCGGAUGCUUUCCAUAUCUUCUUCAAUGCUUCCGGAUUCCACAAUCACAUUGCUCAUCAUCUCUUAACGAUAUAUGCUCUCGGUGCCACAUCAGAAGAAUUGCAACAUGCGUUCGAUUUCAACAAAGGCUACCAGCGAAAGCUUCCUCCUGUGGACACAGGAAAUGUGCAAAAAAUGUCUGAUCCUGAGGGAUUCAACAGCUCUCUGGGGAAAGCGCAGUACUUCCACGACUACGAGGUUUUCUUUCAAGGAGAAAUCGAGAAGAAAGGGUGGGAAAAGGUCCUCAACGAACAUGUUUUUGCUCGCACUGAGCACUCCGAGAGAAUGUUAGUCCGCAUGUUUGCAGGUUUCCUGCACCCAUUGAUCCAUUUGGGGUUUGGGGUGGAAUUCAAGCAGCCAGCCAUCAUGAUUGAAGCUCUUGCACAAGCGGCUGUCCAUGACGACUGGCCUGGUAAAUUCCUCCAUGCAGCUGAGAAGGCCGCCAAACAAAACCGAUCCUCCAAGAGCCUGGUACAAUUGAUACACGAGACUCGUGCAAAUGAGAAGCUCCGAAACUCUGCCCAUGCUGAAGACGGCAACAAGCUCCGAGAUGGGGUGUUCGCCAGAGCUGCUGAAGAAAUGACAGAUAUUGCUUCUCAAUGGACCGUGGAACCGGAAGAACUACAGCAAAAAACCGCGGAGAUGAUUAACGCUGCUGUGUAUUUUGCUGCCGGUGCCCAGCGUCCAGGCAAACAAGUCAAGUUUGACUUCUUCUACAUGCAUUCCGUCAACUGCUCCAUAUUCUUUUCAGCAUUCUUGGACGAACCAUGGUUGAGUACGGAGAACAAGUGCAGGCUUCUGGAAUGGAAAGGUCGACUCGAUCUAGCAAUGUAUGUCUCCAGAGGAUGCCCGAAAUUGUUGACAGAAGAGAUCAAGAACUACAAACCGCAGCAUCCCCAAGACGGAUGGGCGGAGAUCAUACGCAGAGUCGACAAAUUCCCUGACGAUGGACAUGCUAGCAAAUUGGUAAGAGCUCUCGCCAACGGACAUGAGGUUUGCAAACCAUAUGAAGGGCAGUCUGAGGAUGUCUUCGUUCUUCAGGGAGAUGAUGUAUGGCUGAAAUUAGGUCACAUGGCCAUUGAUUCAGUUGAGACAGGCGAGCCGCACUGGGUACGCAAUGCUGGAUUUGAUGAAGCUUGGGACGAGGUCCCUGAGCGGGCACGACUAUGAGGGAGGCUGAUAUCGACGAAAUUGGGCUUGCGUUCACCU